AUGCCUUUCUGUCAGAUAACAAGUACAUGGGCGACAAAUAUUUCAACCGAAGACGAAGGUUGCAAACAGUAUGUAGUUCAACUCAAACGAGACGUAAACUGUUGCGAAGACAAGUAUAAACUAUUUGUUGACAACGAGGAGCGAGAAAACGACUUAACAGACAAUCCUUGCAGCCCGCUUUGUUGUAAAGGAGGCUCUUAUCGUUGGCAAGAUCACGGCCACGAGUUCCACUUAGUCUACAAUGCGUUAUCCCUAACUGGUGUCGUUGGCAAGCAUAGGCUGUUCAUCGAUGAUGCCGAUUGUAAUACAGGCCGGGAAUUUGGAGAGUACUUUCGACGACGUGGCUACCAGUUUGUUGUAUUUGGUUUCCUUAUUCUACUUGCUGGUGUAAUUUGGGCUUCGGUGUUUCGCUUUCUGCUGCAUUCUGCGCCAGUAUCUAUCGUCGGCUAUGGCUUCAUCGGAGCGGGGUUAACAUGGAUGAUAACGGGCAUUAUCCCUGUGAUCAGAUAUAGGAAUUUCAGACCUGCCCAUUCACAAGCACCUGCGGUACAUUAUGAUGCUGAAUGUCCAAAAGACGAAGGCGUACUUGAUUUGUAAAUUUUGGAGAAGCUAUAGGAUAUUGAUUUUAC
Paramuricea clavata is the source of this 629-nucleotide messenger RNA. The record is from the annotation of a GenBank genome assembly. Lineage: Eukaryota; Metazoa; Cnidaria; Anthozoa; Malacalcyonacea; Plexauridae.